Molecule: messenger RNA, 1377 nt
Organism: Manihot esculenta (cassava)
Lineage: Eukaryota; Viridiplantae; Streptophyta; Magnoliopsida; Malpighiales; Euphorbiaceae
Product: cytochrome c1-2, heme protein, mitochondrial
Exons: 8
Coding region: 177-1109 (310 amino acids)
Biological process (GO): mitochondrial electron transport, ubiquinol to cytochrome c
Molecular function (GO): heme binding; electron transfer activity
Source: RefSeq, a predicted model, not a curated record
CCCAGAGAAUUAAUUGGCCGAAAGAGAAGGAAAAGGGUGAGUAUGUGGUUCAUAUUUACCAGUCGUCUUCUUCUUCUUGUGUUCUUCAUUUGGAUCUCUGAGCUGCGCGCUGCUCUGUUGACCGCUUCCGUCUCCAAUCUCAUCGUUUGAACCUAUUUACAGAAAUAUUCAUUGAAAUGGCUGGAGGAGGAGUCAUCCACCAGCUUUUGAGGAGGAAGCUUCAGCAAUACUCUUCUGCCUCUCCACUUUUAUCUAUUUUUGCUUCAAAGAAAAUUCAUGAUGAUGCUGGAUCAGCCAGUAUGAAGUCCCUAAGAACAUUUGCACUAUUUGGAGCUGGCCUUUCAGGGUUUCUGGGUUUUGCAACUGUAGCAUCUGCUGAUGAGGCUGAACACGGCUUGGAAUGUCCAAACUAUCCAUGGCCUCACAAAGGCAUUCUCAGUUCAUAUGACCAUGCUUCGAUUCGACGUGGCCACCAAGUUUACCAGGAAGUGUGUGCAUCUUGCCACUCCAUGUCUUUGAUAUCAUAUCGUGAUUUGGUAGGUGUUGCAUAUACAGAAGAGGAGGUGAAAGCUAUGGCAGCUGAAAUCGAGGUGGUUGAUGGGCCCAACGAUGAGGGUGAGAUGUUUACUCGUCCUGGAAAACUCAGUGAUCGUUUUCCUCAGCCAUAUGGAAAUGAACAAGCGGCCAGAUUUGCUAAUGGAGGGGCCUAUCCUCCUGAUCUAAGUCUUAUUACGAAAGCUCGUCACAAUGGUCAGAACUAUGUUUUUGCUCUUUUAACUGGUUAUCGUGAUCCUCCUGCUGGUGUUUCUAUCAGAGAGGGUUUGCAUUACAAUCCUUACUUUCCUGGGGGAGCUAUUGCCAUGCCUAAAAUGCUGAAUGAUGGUGCUGUAGAGUAUGAAGAUGGUACCCCUGCAACAGAAGCACAGAUGGGAAAAGAUAUUGUAACAUUUUUAUCGUGGGCUGCAGAGCCAGAAAUGGAAGAAAGAAAAUUGAUGGGGUUUAAAUGGAUAUUUGUACUCUCACUGGCAUUACUUCAGGCUGCAUAUUACCGGCGCUUGAGGUGGUCAGUUCUCAAGUCUCGCAGGCUUGUUCUUGACGUCGUCAACUAGGUUCCAACUGUUUCACUUGUUCAGUGAUUUUUGGAAGGACUUGAAAUUGGCAAUAAAUACUUUGUCAGAAAACUAGGCUUCUGCUGUGGCAAAAUUGGAUAUAUUGUAAUGGUGAUGGAGUGAUCUGAGAAGUCCUUUAUUAAAUUGAGGAAGAAAAAUAAGCUACUCCAUAUGCACAACAAAUUAUUGUUUCUCUGACGUGAAGUUUUUGUUAGAUUAUUUUUUUCCUUGGAAGUGAGAUGUUUUUCUGUUCCGGUUGCAAUUUUCA